CAUCCGAGAGCAAACUGUCACCCUGUUACUAAGAGGCAAGGAAUGUAGAAAGAGAGCAGAGCAACCGAUGCUGCACCAUUUAGGGGAUCAGAUGCAGGCAGUGAGUGCAGAUUCAGGGGUGCCAGAGCCCAGUCUGGAAGACCUUGGCAUUCCUGCGGGCCUCAGGAGAAGCCCCCAAAACAUUGGGGCUGUUCGGAAAUUUGCCCAAAAUAUGGCAGAUAAUAUAAUCCAGUCAUUUAUAAGGCAAAUGGAGAUGGUGGAACCUGAGGUGCCCAGUUCUAAUCAGGACCCGGAUGCGUUAGCUGAAGAGUUAGCAUCAGCAGUGAUUGAGAUUGCUCUGAGGGAAGCGUGUGGUGGUUGUAAUGUUGAGGGUUUCCAGAGUUCAAGAUCAACUGGGGUAAAGGUGGAUGAGGAGCAGGCUGAAAACCUGGCUUUCUUGGAUGAAUCAGGAAGAGAAAGAGACUUUCCAAGCAUGGACGCAGAGAUGGAUCCAGUUAAAGAGCUCCACACCUCCAAAGACAUCCAGUCCUACCACCCGCCUCUGUCCCAGUCAGGGCUCCCCUUGGUGGGCUCCCUCGACUACCCCGACGCCCCUCCAACCACCCCCCUCCUCCCUGAGCUCGAGAGGAGCAGACACAGUUUCGCCCGGAAGCUGAAAGGAGGCUUGGCGAAGGUUUUCCUGCCCUCACCUCCUCCGCCAACCCCAAAGGACAACGAGGACGAUACAGACUCUGCUAACCUUCGGGUGGACUUAAUGGAGCGUCUGAUGCACUCACUCUCCACAGAUGAUUCAACAAGAAACUACUUUGAAGUAGGGCCUCAUGGUGCAGCCAACAUGGAGGCUUUUGCAGAGGCUCUUUCAUGUAACAUCAUAGACUGGGUCUUGAGUGCCAAAAGCAGAGAGCAGUUAGCAGACGAUAGCAAUCUCCAUCUAUUGGCCCACCAACUGGCUGAAACCAUCAUCACCUCCUCCCUUGAUGAAGCUAAAAUGACUGUCUAGACUUUUAAUUUAAUUAUAGAGAACAAAAACAUUGAUAUCCAUCCAUAUUACCUUCAGACUCACUGUCUGAUGUCUCCAUUACAGUGUGGUUUUCUGCAGUAAUAUUGUUCCAUAAUCUGAAGCUGAUGUUUUUCCUCUGAAUUUAUCUCUCAAUUAAGUUCAGUUAAAACUGAUCCAGAUCAAGUUUCAUCCUGAAAUACAACCCAUUUAUUGCAAAAGAUGGCCACAGAUCCAACAAAAACAUGGCUGAUUUGUGGUUCAAACAAACUGUGGCACUUUUUAUGACGUGUGCAACCUAGAAGCUGUACAUGUUAGAUGCAGGAUGAUAAACCAAAGGGUAGUUGUAUUCCAAGAUGUAUAAAAAGUAUGUUGGAGGGAAAAUUCUCAUGGUAGUGAAUGCAAUUUUGACUGGCAUCCAGUGGUAAUUACCACAAAUGUCCUUUAGGUGGCAGCACAAGAGCAAUGUUUCAAAGUAUAUUCAGCAUGGGGUCAGCAAAGUUAACUCAUUUCAGUACCUGACAAAAUUUAGUUAAUUCAGUUUUCCAUUUAUGAAAAAAAAAAUGUUGCAUUGCUAUAAAUUAUUUUGUUGAUAAACGUUUUUUGUUUUUUUGCUUUUUGCUUCCCUGGCUUUAAGAUACAAGUAAUCCCAGUGCUGCUACACUGAAUGCCAAGAAUAAAGACUUUAUUUUUGGAUAGUAAUCCUAUAAACCCUAUACGGAUUUUAAAGUAUCACUAUCAAGAGGUAAAGUCUCUAAGUCCAACUAUAACAAAAGUAUAUAUCUGAUGAACUUGUAUCCAACCACAAGUAAAUGGUUUAUAAUCGAGUGCAGAGUUGGGAAGUUAAAUGCAAAGUGAUUCAUUCAUUCCAUUGCAUUUGGGAUGAAUUUGUGUUCUGGCUCGACUCUUACUCUUACUUACUGAGGUCAGAUCCGGAAGAAGAGGAGGGAGCCAUGGUGCUUAACCAAACAGUGAUGUGAGCCGGCAAAGAAAUAAAAUCCCUCUUUUCUUUCUUUCUUUUUUUAAAUCAUCGACUACUCAACUGCAGUCAGAGAAUGCCAACUGCACUGAAAGAAAGGUUUUUCUGAACCUUUAAAAAGCAGUUUCGAAUAAAGGGUUUUAUUGUUCUUCUUA
This is a messenger RNA of Lates calcarifer (barramundi perch), 2131 nucleotides long. RefSeq lists its product as uncharacterized. The record is from RefSeq and is a predicted model, not a curated record. The transcript is spliced from 3 exons. Lineage: Eukaryota; Metazoa; Chordata; Actinopteri; Centropomidae. The coding region runs from base 68 to 1000 and encodes 310 amino acids.